AUGGCGUCCAACGACCCUCGCCCAUCGAACGACACGGACCGAAACGAUGAAGAGUCUACCCUUCUGACCGGGCAGCGGGUCAGCCGUACUAUCAACGAUGACUCCCGUAGUAGCCCUAACUUCUGGCGUCAAGUUGGGCUCUUUACUUGGGCUCUUGUUGCUACUGCUGCCGUUAUCGUCCUUGCAAUCGUCUACCAGCAUGACCAUUCUCUGCCCAAAGACCCCCAUAGAGCUAGGCACACUGGGAAACGGAACAUGAUAUUCAUGGUAUCCGAUGGCAUGGGACCCACGAGCUUGUCUGUGACUCGCUCUUUCAGGCAGCAUGUUGACAAGCUUCCUAUCGAUGAUGUCCUGACCCUAGACAAACACCAUAUCGGAUCAUCCAGAACGAGGUCUUCCAGCAGCCUGGUGACAGAUUCGGCCGCCGGAGCCACCGCCUUUGCAUGUGGAAAGAAGAGCUAUAACGGUGCCAUUUCGGUUCUUCCUGACCACUCACCCUGUGGAACCGUCUUGGAAGCUGCUAAGGCUGCAGGUUACAUGACGGGUUUGGUCGUCACUACACGUAUCACCGAUGCCACUCCUGCCUGCUUCUCUUCUCAUGUGAACAUUCGUGGCUAUGAAGAUUUGAUUGCUGAGCAUCAGCUUGGUGAAUACCCUCUUGGUGUACAAGUUGACCUUAUGAUGGGUGGAGGUAGAUGCCACUUCUUGCCCAACUCUACCUCCGGGUCUUGUCGUGCCGAUGACAAGGAUUUGGUCAAGCUUGCGCAGUCCAAGGGGUUCCAUUACUUUGAUGACCGUAAAGGAUUCGAUGCUUUGAAGAAAGGCGAAGCUGCCAAACUGCCGUUGCUAGGUCUCCUGGCCCCAACUGAUAUUCCUUAUGAAAUUGAUCGACGAUACCGAGAAAAGGAGUUCCCAUCCUUGGAGGAGAUGACCAAAACUGCCCUCAAGGCACUUAGUGAUGCCACCAAGGAUAGCGAGCAUGGUUUCUUCAUAAUGAUUGAGGGCUCGAGAAUUGAUCAUGCUGGCCAUGGUAACGACCCAGCUGCUCAGGUCCAUGAGGUUUUGGCAUACGACAAGGCAUUUGCAGCCGUUCUAGAGUUCCUUGAAAACGACUCUACCCCCGGUGUUCUUGUCAGUACAUCCGACCACGAAACCGGCGGGCUGGCCGCUGCAAGACAGCUCCAUGAAUCAUACCCAGAGUACCUUUGGCUUCCCGAUGCUCUUGCCAAUGCUACUCAUUCUUCCGAGUAUCUCGAGCCCAAGCUGAACGCCUACCUCGAAGGAAAAGGUCAUAGUCAAUCCCGAGAGGAAAAACGCAAAUACAUUCGCGAGGAAUUCAUCCAGCCUGCCCUAGGAAUCGUUGAUAUUACCGACGAGGAAAUUGAUCGUCUUAUCGAUAACACCGGCAGACCUGCUGCAUAUCUCUUUGCCGACCUUGUAAGUCGCAGAGCCCAGAUAGGUUGGAGCACCCAUGGUCACUCUGCCGCUGAUGUUAGCAUUUUUGCUUCAUCUCCGCACGACGCUCUCCCACUGGUUGGUAACCACGAAAACACUGAAGUGGGCGGAUUCAUCGCUACCUACCUUGACCUUGACCUAGAUGCUAUCACCAAAAAGUUGAAGGGUGUUAAGACUAAGCCCUCAACUAGCAGUGAAGAAUCUGCACCCGACUACUCUUGGAUGGGUAAACCGCUUGACAAGAAUGUGAUUGUCGAUCAGCUUGAUACCUAUCACGGAGACUUCAAGCGUCGUCUAAGAAAGAGAGGCCCUGAUGAGGAGCCUGUCCAUCAAAGACGAUCAGAUUGUGGUUGUGGCAAUCAUUGA
Messenger RNA from Trichophyton rubrum CBS 118892, 1821 nucleotides. RefSeq lists its product as uncharacterized. The record is from RefSeq and is a predicted model, not a curated record. The transcript has a single exon. Lineage: Eukaryota; Fungi; Ascomycota; Eurotiomycetes; Onygenales; Arthrodermataceae. Gene Ontology annotation, molecular function: alkaline phosphatase activity. The coding region runs from base 1 to 1821 and encodes 606 amino acids. Gene Ontology annotation, cellular component: fungal-type vacuole membrane. Gene Ontology annotation, biological process: dephosphorylation.